This is a messenger RNA of Rhagoletis zephyria (snowberry fruit fly), 613 nucleotides long. Lineage: Eukaryota; Metazoa; Arthropoda; Insecta; Diptera; Tephritidae. The record is from RefSeq and is a predicted model, not a curated record.
AUGGGCGUGGUGAACACCCCGGAGGCCACCUUUAAGGACUUUUUCAACUACACACUGAGCCUGAGUAGAAGGUCGGUGGUGGUGGUGGACCGCUCCCAAAUCGAACUCCUCUGGUCGGUGGCCGUCUCGCUGCUGCUCGUGGGCGCCUUCAUCGGCUGCACCUUUACCGGCUACCUGGCGGAUCGGAUCGGCCGUCGAGGGCUGCUCAUUCUGAACGCCCUGCUCGGCCUCCUGGGCGCCGCCCUCUGCUGGAUGGCCAAGUUUCUGGGGCCGUCCUUCUCGCUGCCGGUCUUCAUCACCGGCCGCUUCAUCUCCGGCCUGCACACUGGCGUCGGCUCCAGUCUGGUCCCCAUGUACCUGAUUGAGAUUGCGCCCAAAAACGGGGGCGGUGGCGGCGGCGGCGGCGGCCUGGCCACCGCCCUCGGCGUCCUCCACGCGGAGGCGUGGCUCAACUUUGCCACCAUUGCCAUCAUUCUCGCCUAUGUCCUCUUCUUUGCCAUUGGGCAAGGCCCAAUUCCCUUCAUGAUUGGCGGCGAGCUCUUUGACCAGUCGACGAUGGCCAUCGGCAUGAGCAUCGGCUGCUUUGUCAACUGGUUUUGCAACUUUCUCAUUG